This is a messenger RNA of Coregonus clupeaformis (lake whitefish), 2170 nucleotides long. RefSeq names its product interferon-induced GTP-binding protein Mx1. The transcript is spliced from 12 exons. The record is from RefSeq and is a predicted model, not a curated record. Lineage: Eukaryota; Metazoa; Chordata; Actinopteri; Salmoniformes; Salmonidae. The coding region runs from base 154 to 2025 and encodes 623 amino acids. Gene Ontology annotation, biological process: defense response to virus. Gene Ontology annotation, cellular component: nucleus; microtubule; membrane. Gene Ontology annotation, molecular function: GTP binding; microtubule binding; GTPase activity.
CCUCUCGGAAAAGGGACUGGAGCUGGAGGAGGGAAUACUUUUGAAAUAUAUGCUUUGCCAAUAAUUUCAUAACCUUUCAACAUCCGCAGUGGGCAUCAGAUAGCAGAACAUCUUGCUUUUUAUUUCAGUUUUAUCACUAAAUAAUAAUACACCAUGAAUAACACGCUGAACCAACAUUAUGAAGAGAAGGUGCGGCCCUGUAUCGACCUCAUCGACUCACUGCGCUCCCUUGGCGUGGAAAAGGACCUUGCGCUGCCAGCCAUCGCGGUGAUAGGGGACCAGAGUUCGGGAAAGAGCUCCGUGCUGGAGGCGCUGUCUGGGGUGGCUUUGCCAAGGGGUAGCGGUAUUGUAACACGAUGCCCUCUCGAGCUGAAGAUGAAGAGGAAGAGAGAAGGAGAGGAAUGGCAUGGAAAAAUCAGCUACCAAGACCAUGAGGAGGAGAUUGAGGACCCCUCUGAUGUGGAGAAGAAAAUUCGUGAAGCCCAGGAUGAAAUGGCAGGUGUGGGGGUGGGUAUCAGUGAUGACCUCAUCAGCCUGGAGAUUGGCUCCCCUGACGUCCCAGACCUCACACUCAUCGACCUGCCAGGCAUCGCCCGGGUAGCUGUCAAGGGACAACCUGAGAACAUUGGUGAACAGAUUAAGAGACUGAUACGGAAGUUCAUCAUGAAGCAAGAAACAAUCAGCUUGGUGGUUGUGCCAUGCAACGUUGACAUAGCAACCACAGAGGCUUUGAAGAUGGCACAAGAGGUGGACCCUGAAGGGGAAAGGACAUUAGGCAUCCUGACCAAGCCUGACCUUGUAGACAAAGGCACAGAGGAGACGGUGGUGGACAUAGUUCAUAAUGAGGUUAUCCACCUGGCUAAGGGCUACAUGAUAGUCAAGUGCAGGGGACAGAAAGAGAUCAUGGAGCGAGUCUCACUGACCGAGGCCACAGAGAGGGAGAAGGCCUUCUUUAAAGAGCACGCUAAUCUCAGCACACUUUAUGAUGAGGGCUAUGCCACCAUCCCUAAACUGGCAGAGAAAUUAACUCUUGAACUGGUGCAUCAUAUCGAGAAAUCCCUGCCUCGUCUAGAAGAGCAGAUUGAGGCAAAGCUGGCAGAGACACAUGCCGAGCUGGAAAGAUUUGGUACUGGACCACCUGAGGAUUCGGCAGAGAGGCUGUACUUCCUGAUUGAUAAAGUGACUGCAUUCACCCAGGAUGCCAUCAACCUGAGCACUGGGGAGGAGCUGAAAAGCGGAGUUCGUCUCAACGUCUUUUCCACACUAAGAACAGAGUUUGGUAAAUGGAAGUUACACCUGGAUCGCGCUGGAGAAAUCUUUAACCAGAGGAUCGAGGGAGAAGUGGCUGAUUAUGAGAAGACGUACCGUGGAAGAGAGCUCCCAGGGUUCAUCAACUACAAGACCUUUGAGGUGAUGGUGAAGGACCAGCUCAAACAACUCGAGGAACCAGCAGUCAAGAAGCUGAAAGAGAUAUCAGAUGCCGUUAGGAAGGUGUUCUUACUGCUGGCUCAGAGCAGCUUCACUGGAUUUCCUAACCUCCUGAAAUCAGCUAAGACAAAGAUUGAGGCCAUUAAGCAGGUGAAUGAGUCUACAGCUGAGUCCAUGUUGAGGACUCAGUUCAAGAUGGAGCUGAUAGUGUACACACAGGACAGCACCUACAGCCACAGCCUGAGUGAGAGGAAGAGGGAGGAGCAAGAGGACGACCACCUUCCCAUACCUGAGAUAAGGAGUACUAUCUUCAGCACAGACAACCAUGCCACCCUACAGGAGAUGAUGCUGCACCUCAAGUCCUAUUACUGGAUUGCCAGUCAGCGUCUGGCUGAUCAGAUUCCCAUGGUGAUCCGCUACCUGGUGUUGCAGGAGUCUGCUUUGCAGCUGCAGAGAGAGAUGCUUCAGAUGCUGCAGGAGAAGGACAACAUCGAGUACCUGCUGAAGGAGGACUUUGACAUCGGCAGCAAGAGGGCUGCACUGCAGAGUAAGCUCAAACGCCUGAUGAAGGCACGCAGCUACCUAGUGGAGUUCUAGUAUGGACAGCUGCUUGUUAACAUUUAGGAUGGUCUUGUCUAAUGUCAGAUAGCUUGGUUAAUGGAAGUAGGCCUACGUGUGCAUUGCAUUGAGGUUUGGGGUAGACUCUGUAAUCUAAGUUAUAAUAAAGUUACUAUGCAAUCAA